This is a messenger RNA of Patella vulgata (common limpet), 2118 nucleotides long. RefSeq lists its product as uncharacterized. The transcript has 11 exons. NCBI's taxonomy places the organism in Eukaryota, Metazoa, Mollusca, Gastropoda, Patellidae. The record is from RefSeq and is a predicted model, not a curated record. Bases 1 to 1419 code for a protein of 472 amino acids.
AUGUGCGAGAAAGUGGAAAACAAAGCCGAUUGCAAAUAUAAUAACAUAAAAAUCUACCAAGGAAACGUGCUUUUAGAUACACUGUGUGGUGGCAUUGAGACUCCAUAUUUGAUCAAUACCACUUCAUAUAAUGUUAAAGUUAUAUUCAGUUCAGAUACUGAGAAUCGAUUUAAAGGAUUUAGAGCUUUCUACACCACUCAAUCUUCCGUAUGUGAGAAUACAGGAUUCUAUGGUCCAGACUGUGAAAAAGUGUGCCAUUGUUACCAAUCACAAUGUGAUAUAGAGACAGGAUUAUGUGACUAUGGAUGUGAACAAGGAUGGAUGGGAUCUAGAUGCGAUCAAGUGAAAGCUCCAGCAAAAGUGGCGCUAUUUUGCAUUAAUUCUACAAACGAAGGCCAGUAUGCUCUGUUAAGGGUUGAUAGAGGACACGUUAAGUACCAUGGAAUAUACUUCCUCGAUGGCAACGGUGAUAGAUCAUCGAGCAAUUGUGAUAAAGGAUUAUUUAGUGAGAAUGCUGAGGGUAUUUUAAGCCUUAAGAUGUUAAUAGGGAAUGGUACUGCAAAUCCUAAUUGUUCCCAUACCAAGACAGGUGAAGGAGUCUUUAAAUGGAAAAUUAGAACAGAAGAAGUGCCUGGUUUCAACAGUUACUAUGACAGAUUAUAUGACCUGAGUUGUGAUUUUACAACAGCAGAAACAUUGAUAAGAAAUAGCAAACAUAUUAUUAAGGGGACAUAUCAAAAGAGCAGGGUGGCUGUCACACAAACGACUGAGGAUGUUCAGUUAGUCAUUCAAAACCCAGUAACAUUAACACGCUUAAUCCAAGCACCAGUUGGCUCCAGAAUUAAACUUGCAAUGAUAUUACACAAACACGAUGGCGUUACAGCUUUAGGUAUUUCACCAUUCAACUGUUCCUGUUCUACACCUGAUGGGAAUGUAUCUCAUCCACUCACAGACUCUAACGGAUGCCCUGUGCAAUAUUCACCUGUUUCUGCUCUAACCGGAAGGAACAUCUCUUAUGUGACAUCAAAUAUAUUUGAUGCUUUCACAAUUAAAGAAGAUAAAAAUGUCGUUUUUAGUUGUAAUUUUGAAUUCUGUUUUGAAUCAAAUGAAACGAAGUGUGCUGAUAGAUGUGGUUUUAUGAUGGGUCAGUCAUCCCUGAGAACAAAACGAUCAAUAAAUGAGAAACGAGAGAGUGGUCAAGCAUCAGCUUAUUUACUGUUGAUACCAAAAACACAGAAUGACAAACAAACGGGUAAGAAGAACUUCUCAGAAAACUCUGGUGGCAAGCAUUUGACUGCUAUAACUAUUUAUUUCUUGGUACUAAUAGUGUGUGGAGUUUUGAUCGUUGUGGCGAAGCUUGUUCGAUCAUUUCAUAUUAAACUUUGCGGAACCCUAACAGAUGUCGGGACUGAAAAAUAAAACGACUUGUUUUUAUACACUCAUAUUAUUGCAGAUUACCCUUUCAGGCAUCGUUUCUCCUGUAUGGUUUGUUAAUAGUCUAUAUAUCACUAUUAUCGUGGAAUCGUUUUGAAAUUUUGAUAGUUUUGUUAAGUCUAUUGAACUACCUCGGACAGUUUACCACCCACUUCGCAGUAAGAACUCCGGGUUCUCCGGUUUCCAAUCACUGCUAAAGACUACUUGGUGUCUGCGAUGCUCCUAAAACGGCGAAGGCGAACGCCAAAAAAUAGGGAUAAUGCGACUCGAUGAUUGCUUUAUUUCCCGCUAUAAAAAUUAGAACUACCGGGAUAUUCACAACGAAACGAAGAAAUGACGUACUGAUAAUACGAGAAGACAUGUUUUUAAAUGGCAUUUAAAAUAUACGCCUUUUCGUAUUAUCAACACAUGGCAUUUCUUCCUUUCGUUGUGAAUUUUCCAGUAGUCGCAUCAUCCCUAUUUUUUGGCGUUCGCCAUUCGCGAUUUACUGCACAUACGCGGAUUAUUGAAAUAAAAUGUACGAUAUGGUAGUCAUGGUCGGUAUAAUAGAGACUUGGUGCACGAUAUCGUACUUAGAUUUACGCUUUUUGGUAUUACUCGAAUAUUAAGAAACUUUUAGAGGAUACAUGUUUAGUAUUUUAGAAUGACCGUUGCCUGACAAACCAAGUUUAACACAUUGUUUUG